CCUAAGAUGAAGGGUGUUGAUAUUCGUGAAAAAGUUCAAAGGAAGUGGAACAUAGGUAUAUCAAGGUCUAUGGCUUAUAGAGCCAAAGCUAUUGCUUCUAAUGAAAUUGAUGGGUCCUUUAAUGAACAAUAUAAGAGGAUAUAUGAUUAUGCGCAUGAGUUGUUGGAAAGAAAUCCAGGAUCUACAGUUAAGGUCCAUGUUGAGAAUAAUGACGGUGAGUUAAUUUUCAAGAGAUUUUACUGUUGUCUGAAGGCAUGCAAAGACAGUUUUGUCUGCUGUAGGCCAAUAAUUGGAUUAGAUGGAGCCUUUUUGAAAGGGAAGUAUGGUGGUGAGCUGUUGACGGCUGUUGGGAGGGAUGGAAAUGAUCAAAUGUUGCCCAUUGCAUAUGCGGUGGUAGAAGUCGAAAACAAAGAUUCAUGGAUGUGGUUUUUGGAACUUUUAAUUGAUGAUCUUGGUGGUGGAGAAGUGUGUUCUUCAAUUACUUUUGUCUCGGACCAACAAAAGGGUCUACUACCAGCCAUACAACAGUUACUCCCAGGUGUUGACCAGAGAUUUUGUGUAAGACACUUAUAUUCAAACUUUAGGAAAAAGUUUCCUGGUAAAAAUCUGAAACAGCUGAUGUGGAGGGCAGCUACUGCCACUCAUCCACAAAACUGGGAAAGGGAGAUGAGAAACAUUAAAGAUAUAAAUGAAGACGCAUUCAAGCAUUUGAUUGCCAUCCCUCCAAGAUAUUGGUCAAGGUCCAGAUUCAGUCCAACACCAAAAUGUGACACAUUGGUCAACAAUAUCAGUGAGGCUUUCAACAGUGUCUUGGUUCACACCAGGACUAAACCAAUCAUAACAAUGCUGGAAGAAAUUAGGGUAUACAUAAUGCAAAGAUGGGCAAAAAACAGGGCUAAGAUACAAUCAUUUUCAGGACCAAUUUGUCCAAAGAUGCAGGCCAGAUUUACAAAGGAAUCCCAAGCAACCAAGAAUUGGAUACCUAGCUGGUCAGCACACAAACUGUUUGAAGUAAGACACGUCUCCCAAAGUGGAGAAAAAUUUGUUGUAAACAUAGACGAGUUCUCAUGCUCCUGCAGGAGAUGGACCAUCACAAGAAUUCCAUGUUGUCACUCCCUUGCCGCAAUGAAGUUUCUUAAUAUUAUGGCCAGCAGUUCAUUCCAGCUUGCUUUCUAAGGUCCAGCGAUCUAGUAGUUGGACGAGCGCUACACAGGGGAAGACGACCACAACGAACGCUCGUCCAGCGAUCUAGUAGUUGGACGAGCGCUACACAGGGGAAGACGACCACACCGAACGCUCUUCAGCACGCACGUAGUUGGACGACCGCUACACAGGGGAAGACGACCACAACGAACGCUCGUCCAGCGAGGACGUAGUUGGACGAGCGCUACACAAGGGAACACGACCAGACCGAACGCUCUUCAGCACGCACGUAGAGGGCGCUCGUAAUUUAGCUAUCAA
Messenger RNA from Vigna angularis (adzuki bean), 1461 nucleotides. RefSeq lists its product as uncharacterized. The transcript has 4 exons. Gene Ontology annotation, molecular function: zinc ion binding. The record is from RefSeq and is a predicted model, not a curated record. Lineage: Eukaryota; Viridiplantae; Streptophyta; Magnoliopsida; Fabales; Fabaceae. Bases 7 to 1176 code for a protein of 389 amino acids.